UUGGUGACGUAGGAGAUUCCACGGUGCCCACUGCCGUAGGCAAUAACGGGAUGCUUGAGUAUAUAUGGGACACUGGUUGCCAUCAACCGGUACACUCUCAGUCGCUCCGACUCGGGAACCAGAGCAUCAGCGGAGAUAAGGCUUUACUUCAGCUUCUCAGGCUAACUCGCUUUGGGCUUUGGUUCAGGAUGGAAACCUCUUCGAUCUCUCGGAGCCGACGAUGCUCCAUCAUGCGCAACUGCAAAAGCGGUCUCUCCCUCUGGCUGGUGGUGUGGCUGGUCCUCGGUAAGCCAAGUCCGGCAUCGGCGUGCCCGCACUUGUGCGUGUGCUACCCGACUCCUAUGACUGUGAGCUGCCAGGCGCAGAACUUCACCGCCGUCCCCGUCGGAGUGCCCUAUGACUCGCAGCGCGUGUUCCUCCAGAACAACCGGAUAAUGGAGCUUAGAGUUGGCUCUUUUGGCUUCGGGACUCAGGUUCUGUGGCUGUUCUCCAACAACAUCACGUGGAUUGAGGCUGGGGCCUUUAGUGAGCUGAGGGACUUGGAGGAGUUGGACCUGGGGGACAACCCUAACCUCCACAGGCUGGAGGGGGGAGCCUUCCGUGGCCUAGAGAAGCUCCAGAGCCUCCACAUGCACCGCUGCCGGCUCACUGCCCUGCCCCAUGACAUCUUCCACAAGCUUUACAGCCUUCAGUUCCUCUACUUACAGGAAAACAAUAUCCACUUCCUGCAGGAUGACAUCUUUUCUGACCUCAUUAACUUGAGCCAGCUUUUCCUGCAUGGCAACCGUAUCCGCACCCUCUCAGAGAAUGUGUUCCGUGGCCUGGUCAACCUCGACCGUCUGCUCCUCCACGACAACCGCGUCAGACAGGUGAACCGCCGCGCCUUUCGUGACCUCGGCCGCCUGACCAUGCUCUUCCUCUUCAACAACUCUCUGGCUGAGCUGCCCAGCCAGACCCUGCGUGACACCCAGGGCAUCGAGUUCCUCCGGCUCAACGCCAACCCCUGGUCCUGCGGCUGUGAGUCCCGCGCUCUGUGGGAGUGGUUCCGUGAGGCCCGUGUUUCUUCAUCUGAGGUGAUCUGCGCUUCCCCAUCCACCCGCCGCGGCCAGGACCUUCGCUUCCUUCGUGAGAUGGACUUCGCCCUGUGCCCCCUGCCCGAUCCCGGUUCCAUUGGCGGCUCCACCACCACCACCUUCAGCACCAAAACCCGCUGGUGGUUUCACAAGAACAAGCCCCAGUCAUCCACCAAAGGCAUCUUUGAGAAAUCUUCAGAAACCAUCAAGGCUGGUUUGUAUGGGAAAGGCCCAUCCACAACCACAUCAGUAGUCAAGUAUGAGCUGGGGGAGGAAGAACUGGCGCUGCCCAAACUUGACCCAGAAGAGUACUGGCAGAACUACGGCAACGAGGACUCAGGUGUCACCCUGCGAUGCUUCGAGCUUGAGUGCCCACCUGAUUUCGACCUGACUCCAUCUUCCUCCUCUCCCUCAUCCUCCUUGCCCUCUGUCCUCUCUCUACUGGCCCUCUUUGUAUUCACCUUCAACCUCCACCUGCUAUUCGGCUGAAUCUGACUCUUAGUACGACACCCCUUCCCUUCCAGCCUGUUUUAAAGGCUGUGAGGAUCCCUG
This is a messenger RNA of Scomber japonicus (chub mackerel), 1625 nucleotides long. It is a transcript of the gene rtn4rl2a, whose product is annotated as reticulon 4 receptor-like 2 a. Gene Ontology annotation, molecular function: protein binding. The record is from RefSeq and is a predicted model, not a curated record. Gene Ontology annotation, cellular component: plasma membrane. Lineage: Eukaryota; Metazoa; Chordata; Actinopteri; Scombriformes; Scombridae.